AUUCCUAUUGUUUUUAACGCAGGAAAGGGCCGUUGCAAGGGGGAAUUCCUUGUCGGUUUUACUUUCAGUUUUAGUUAGGCUCUGUGCCUUACCAGACCCGGUAAGGGGAGUGUGGGGGUGUACGUAUGAGGUAGUUUCAAGUAGUUACUGAGACGUGCAGAGAUCAGAGCUAAAGAGAAGGACACAAUUUUGGGACUCUCUUAUUUCAGAGUCCUCGUCUCUGUCCAUUUCUGUGGUGGUUUGUGUUUCUUUCUCGCCCUUGGAGGCUGCAGAGGACAAAGCAUCCACAUACAUGCACAAAACACGCAUCUGAGAACCGAUGUCUAUUGAAAGUGUGACGUCUACAGGGGUCGGUAAUUCCACAGGAAAUGGAGGAGAAUCCACAGUUACAUUUGAAAAUGUAAAAGUCUAGAAAGAAAGUCACCGUCUCAAGAUGCAGCCCCAGAUGGAGGAUAUGGAUCUCCAGAGGGCCAUAGCAAAUGCUCAGCCACAGCUGGUGGAGUCCCUGAGUCAUGCCCCUGAGUGGCUGCUUAUGAAAGCCAAAUGUUUCCUCCCUCACAUGGACCUGAGUCACAUGGAUGGGAUCACUGACUGCAAAGAAAAGGUCUUGUGGCUCCUUGACACACUUGAGAAUGCAGGACCGAUCAUUUGGAAGCAGUUUAUCCAGUGUGUCUGCAUGGAAUGCAGCCUCCCCAUGGACCUGGAGAUACAGCUCAUGAGUGCCUCAGGAGAAGGUAAUUUAAACCAGAAACAAGAAGCCUUUGCAGAAGCAAGUACUCAGUCUUCUUCUCCACCUACAGGACCUGUAAGACGUCGUCAUGGAAGCAAUUCUCAUCCCAAUGGUAAAAAGUCUAAACAGCAACCAUUAGACUCAGCUGAAAGGUACCGGCAUCUCAUCAUUGCAUCAGUGUCUCAAAGGUAUGGAAAUGAGAGAGCAGCAGGAGCAGCUGUCUUGGGACAAGCCCAGCCACCUGCUUUCAGCCAAGCCUUCAUCAACCUAGUCAUCCGGCAGAGUAAAGCUUCCAGACUAAAGGAGAGAGCAGAUAAACCCAGGGAGGACUCGGCAGGCAUGCAGGAAGCAGAGGAAUGUGUGGACACGGCUGUGAAGGUCUCAGACCUGUUUGAAAGUGUCGUUAGUUUGGGUUCCACCAGGGUUAUCCUUUUGUUUGGCAAACCAGGAAUGGGAAAGACCAUGCUGAUGCAUCGGCUUUGCCAGAAGUGGGCAGAAGGAGCUUUGCCUCAAUUUCUGUUUACUUUUCUCUUUGAGUUUAGGCAGCUGAAUCUGAUCAGCAGAAAGCUGACUUUAAAGGAGCUUUUGUUUGAUUUGGUCCUUCAGCCAGAAGAUAGCCCUGAUGCAGUAUUUCAGCACCUGCUGAAGAACGCCCAGCGCAUGUUGUUCAUCUUUGAUGGGCUGGAUGAAUUUGUGGGGAACAUAGACCAGCCAGCCUCGUCUUGUGUAAGCCCUGCCUUCCACAGGCCUAUGUCCAUAUCUGAGCUGUUUGCCAAUUUCUGCUUUGGAAGACUUCUCCCUGGGUGCACGGUGCUGGUCACCAGUCGGCCUAAGAAAUUACCCGACUUUCUAUUAAGCAGAGCAGAUCUGCUGGCAGAAAUUUGGGGAUUUGACCACGAGAAAGUUGAAGAGUACGCCAGCCACUAUUUCCACCAACAUUCCUUCAAAGAGCAGGCCAUUGCUCACCUGAAAAACAACAGCAAGCUUCUGAGCAUGUGCUUGAUCCCUGCCUUGUGCUGCAUUGUCUGCGUCUGUUUGGAAUAUUUGCUGAGGAAGCGUUUGUCAAAGGUGGAGCUUCCUCAGACCAUGACCCAAUUUUAUAUCAAAAUGCUCCUCAUCUUUAUAAGUAAACAGCAGACAGAGGGCACUGUGAGUGAAGACACGCAGCUGAAACACCACAGGACGGCCAUUUUGGGUCUGUGUGACCUUGCACUGAAAGGCCUGGAAGAGAAGAAGAUAGUGUUUUACGUUGAUGAUAUCCCAGAGCAUGUGAAAGAGUUUGCUUCCCUACAUGGGUUGCUGACCGUCUUUGAGGUGAAGAGGAGUGACAGCCUCCCAGAGGCCGGCCAUGCCUUUGUGCACUUGAGUCUUCAGGAGUUCUUUGCUGCGCUGAACUUGAUGAUAAAUAACGCAGUCGACGGAAAUUACCUGAAGAAAAAGUUCUCUUUGAAGUCAAAGUGGACUUUAAAAAAUGAAGCCAGGACCGAAUUCAUGGAGAAUUUUCACAUCUUUCUCUCAGGCCUCUCAUCGAAAGCAUGUAGGACGUUCCUCACCCAGUUAGCUGAACGAAAUCAGGUGUGGGUGCGGGACAAGCAAGCCGCCAUUUUGCAGUCAUUGAAGAAGCUGGCAGCUACUAAUCUAACGGGGCCCAAGAUAAUUGAGCUCUGCCAUUGUACUUAUGAAACACAAGACCUUGAAUUAGCCCAACAUGUCGGGAGCCAGUUAAAUUUCAAGUAUGAAUUUAGAAACUUUAGAUUGACGCCUCUAGAUGUUUCAGCUUUGGUUUUCAUCAUUAACUGUGGCCGAGAUUUGACUCACUUGGAUUUUGCAGGCUGUCCCAUGGAAUUAGAUUGUUUGGAGGUUCUAGCGAGCUGUAAAAAUAUAGAGCAUCUGAGCUUUAGGAGCAGGAAAUUUGGUGACGAAUUUGCAGCUGCUCUUUCCAAAAGCUUACCGAAGAUCAAGAGUCUGAAGAAACUAGAGUUAACCGGUGGUAGUAUCACUGCGCUGGGACUAACUGGCCUGGCACAAGUCUUUCCAAACUGCCUUCAACUUGAAGAAAUAAACUUGCAGGACAAUCGACUGAGGGACCAAGACAUGGGGAAGGUGAUUGAAAUGCUUUCCAGAGUGGAAAAGUUAAAGAUGAUUGAUUUAAGCCAUAAUGAUAUUUCGGUGAAGUCUGUUCUUACUUUGGCGAAGGGAGCCACUACCUGUCCAAAUAUUACUGAACUACAUAUAAGGAAGGACACCAUCAUGAUAUAUUUUUCUGGCCAGUCCAGAAGAGUCCUCAGAUCAUCUAAUUUGAGGAGAAGGGAACAUAAAAAGGAAAAUGCUGCUCAAAUAAGAAAUUUGAAGUUACGGUUACAGGAUUGCAGCCUCAAUUCACAACAUGCACGGGAGAUCGCUGCUCUUCUCAGGGGCUCCGCCCACUUCUCGGAAGUGGAUUUAUCAGGUAACCAACUUGGUGAUGAAGGCUGCAGAGAGCUGGCGGAGAGUCUCCCUGAAGCACAUAUUUCCAAGCGGUUGGAUGUCAGUAACAACCAGAUAUCUGUGGAUGGUGUUUGCUGUCUGUUGGAUGCCGUGAACACCUGCUUGAAUGUGGUGGAGUUUGAAGCCAGCCUUCAUCAUCAGACUGCAAUCCUGAAGUUUAUAGGAGAUAGAGAAUUUGCCUCUACCCAUUCCAGGGAUACCUCUCGUAGUGAAGACCAGUCCGGUGGAGGUGAGAGCCAGAAGUCUGUGGUCUCAAGGAAAAUAAGGCUGACAGACAGUGGUUUUCCCACCGGAGAUCUGGACAAGUUGUGCACUGUGUUGAAGAAAUGUAGCGGCGUAUCAGAGUUCGAUUUGUCAAAUAACUCUCUGGGAGACCAGGGAGUCGGGAAGCUGGUUGGACUCCUUCCGGAGCUGAAGGCAGUGAAUUCCCUGAAGCUGAGUGGCAAUCAGAUAUCGUUGAGUGCUGUGUUUGGCUUAGCUCAGUGUUUAUCGGCCCUGGAACUCAUUAAAUCAAUAGACAUUAGCCUAGGAAACACUCAGUCGGUCCAUUUAACCUUCUGGGAAAGUGUCAGGAACAGCACUACCAGAUCUGCAGGAAAGUUCCCGGCUCAUCCCCAACAUUUAGAGAACGACUAUUGCUUUCGUCUUAGGGAAUGCACUGUGAGUCCCGAGGACAUGGACACGCUCUGCCAGAUCCUUGGAAAAUGCACUGGACUAACAGAACUUGAAUUAUCUAGAAACGCACUGAGUGAUCAAAGCAUUGAAAGGCUGCUAAUAUCCCUACCACGUUUACACAGUCUGAAGCUACUGAGUAUUAGGAAUAACAAGUUUUCACCAAAUUGCACUCUCUUACUGGCCAACUCUCUCAACCUGUGUGAGCGAAUCAGAGAAGUAGAAGUCAGGUCAAGUGAAAAUGCUUUUUUGCAUUUAGCGGGGAAGAUAGAAAGCCAAGAAACUUCCUGCAGGCUAACUGACUGCAGCAUCGGUCAGAACGAGGUUGAGGAACUCUGCCGAAUCCUUGAACAAUGUGGUCAUCUUGCAGAACUGGAUCUGUCUGGGAAUCAGCUCGGCAACGAGGGGCUGAGAUGCCUCUUGGAUCGUUUGCUCCAGGUGCACGUUUCCCGCUUGCUGAACCUCAGCCAUAACAAAAUAUCUCAGGAUGGAGUUCUGCAUCUAAUUAACACCCUCUCCACAUGCAGAAAUGUAACAGAAGUUCAAGUCAGUUUGUGCUCCAAGGCAACAUCACUCAUCAAGUUCACAAGAGAAGAUGAACCAAGGAAGAUUUUGAGACUAACGGAGUGCAACUUUCAAACAGAACACCUACCAAAGCUGUUCUCUCUACUGCAAAAGUGCACCAACCUGACGGAGUACAUAUCAACAAACAACAACAUGACAACCAGGGCGGUGGAAGAUCUAUUGCAGGCAGUGAGGAAAAAUCUGGGAACGCUGAGAAUAAGCAUUGAAGAGCAAUGGGUGCGGAAUGAAAGUAUCACUAGCCUUCUGCAGAUGGCUGUCCACCCCCACUGGAAUGUUACGGAGAUCACCAAGGUCUGGGCCUGUGGUGUAUUGUCAUCUUCAUCUUCUCCUAGGAUAUCGAAAGACAAAGGUCUCCUUCGAGUGGGCGUGGGGUUCCCCCAUCGAAUGGAGAAGAUGGAGUCUGUGGUUAGCAGGUUGAAUCAGUACAGGCUGGAAGCGAAGCAUAUUCACUUUCUCCAGAAAUGCACGCAGCUUCAGGAACUGAGCUGGUCUUGUGUUGAUCUCAACAAUGCUGAAGAGGCGAUGCUAGCCAGCAUGCUUCUGACUCUUCCAGCGCUGAGGAAGUUUGAGCUGAUGUCCAGCAGUGUUACACCAAGCGGAAUGGGACACCUGGUUGCAGGGUUGCAGCAAUGCCAUGCUAUUGAAGAACUUAACCUCGGCUCCCUGGGACUCGAUGACACGGCCAUUCUCAUGCUGGUGCCAGGACUUCACAAAAUGCCUUUGCUGAAAAGACUCCUUCUGAACAAUAACAAUAUUGGUAGUGAAGGCUGCUCCCACCUGGCUGAAGCUCUGAAGAAUGCUCCUCAUAUGGAAGAAAUCAAUUUAAGCCAUAACAAGAUUGAACGUGCUGGUCUGGAAAAAAUAGCCAUGCUCCUGCCGGAAAUGCAAAAUAUAAAGAGAGUCGACCUGUCGUCGAACAGCAUUGGCCCAGCUGGAGGGGAGAUGCUCGCAGAGGUGCUGGGUCGCUGCAGGCAUCUUGAGGAGUUAUUAUUAGCCAGGAACCAUGUCGGAGACAAGACGGCAGCGAGACUCUCCCUCUCUCUGCCUAGCAUGUGCCACUUGAAGAUCCUUCAUCUGCAGUCCAAUAACAUUGGUUCACUUGGAGGAACACCGCUGGCCAAAGGCCUGGUGGAAUGCCAGCAGCUAGAAGAGAUAAGUUUGUCAGAGAACAGCUUUGGGGACGGCGCCAUCCGCACCCUGUCAGAGGGGCUUCCACGAUUCACCCGGCUCAGGAAGAUUGAACUGAAACUCUGUGGAAUCAGCGAUGGCGUUUCCAGACAUCUUGCCCUCGGCUUCAGUCGUUGUCCUGUCAUUGAAGAGAUCAUAUUGUCAUGGAACAGCCUUGGUGAUGAAGGUGCCCUGGAGCUGGCCACGGUUCUCCCGAGAAUGGCAAGGCUGAGGAUGCUAGAUCUGGACAAUAACCGCAUUGCAGCCCGGGGUGCCAGAAAGCUAGCGGAGGAACUCGUCAAGUGUUGUGGAAUCCAAGUCAUACGGCUUUGGAACAAUCCAGUACCCAAGAACAUUGAAGAAAGUCUUACGAAGCAAGAUGCAAGAUUGCACUUCUCAUUCUUUUAAUAAAGGAAGAACAUUCAAUGAAUAAGAGCUGAUUUGGUAGGCUAGGUAAGCCAGGUAACACUACUGCUAUCCUGGUGAAUUGCACUGGAAAGGAGCCUUGAGAAAUAGAGAAAGCAGAAUUCUAAAAAUAAAUAUUGUAAGCAUGUGGCAUUCUAGCCCUGCUCUUAGAACACAGAGGUUUUCUUUAUCUUUAACUCUGACUAUUAUAUAAACCUCAAACUAAGCUUCCUCCUGAGUUUGGUUAUUCUGAGGUUGCUCGCUGCAAGACCUCUCUGUUCCUGGCCUUAGUUCCCUUCUACCUCAAAGAGAGAUUUAAUCUUUUAGACUCCUGGGUUGAAGCCAGUAAGAUCCACUGGAUCUGGCAGUCAGGGUGAGUCAGAAGAAUAGCUCUGUAUUGUUACACAGGACCAUAACAUCUCAGACCAGGGUGAGUCAGAAGAACUCUGCAUCUCGGUGUGGGGAGCUAGGACCUAACACCCUAUUGCAAAUACUCUCCAAUGUGGUGUUUGAAUGUGGUGUAUGUUUCCCUCAGAUCAGUAUCAUUUCUAAGGCUGGGCAAAAUGUUCACAACAAACCGAUGACUGCUUGGCAUUUUGUUUUGAUUCUGCACACUACUAUGUGAACGUCAGCUUAUUGUCAACAAACAGAGAUCAAUCUUCACAUCUGGAUCGCGUAAAAAUCAAGUUUCAAUGAGAAAAUAGCCGUUUCAUAAUGAGCAGAGUCUGGAGGCUGCAAAAUGACAUAGAACAAAAUUAUAAAUUCUGCAUGAGAGGUAUUUCAGGGUCGGGGCAGGAGAAAGAGAUUCCCUAUUUUCAUAUUGCUUUAACUGUUUCACUGGGCUUGGAAUGCUAAAUGGGGCCCUAUAUUUGAAAUUGCACUAACCUGUUUGAGGUGAAGGGGUGUGUGCGUGGUUUUUGAUGAAAUGCUGCAAUUGCUACAGGGGCCCAAUCCUGCAAUCUGAUCUGCAUGAGCAUGUAGUCAAAGGGUCUGCCCAGGCAUAUCCAGUUGCAGGAUAGGAGCCAUGCUGAGCACCGUAUUUAUACCCAUUCAUUGCAAUGUGGGUGACUUGUACGUUUGGUACUGUAAAUAUUUAAUCUCUGGAAUGGGUUUAUUUAUCGACUUGUUUACAGCAGUGGUUUGGAUUGGGAGCUGCAGUCUGGGGUAUUUAAAAGUAGUAUUUUUCAACAAGAACGAGUGCUGCUAAGUGAAGAGCACAUGUACUGCUGGUUCCCACUAUUCCAUGAAGUGUGAUUGUUUUUAUUGAAAGAUCAGUGUUAAGUUUCCCAAGGUACAUAUUUGGUUUUGAUUUAUACAACUCAUUUGGUUACAGAAUGGUUAUACUUUGAAAGGGGAUGGAGCAGGGGAGCCCAAAGUCACCAGUGAGCUUCCAUAUUUAGGUCCAAAUUCAGUAAGGCACUUGAGCCUGUGUGACUUGAGCAUGUGAUCAAAGUUAAGCCCGUGCUUUGGUGGCUCUGGGUUGUAUUUCCUUUCCAUGUUUACAGUUGUCAUUUACUUAGUUUACAAGUGAAAAUAGGAUUUUUCUAACUGCCAGCCUAGCAAACUGCAGCUGGCUGGCUCCGGGGACUUGCUGUGGCUACUGAAACCCAGAAGCAUCUGUGAGUUUGAGUUCUUCCCUUAGCAGGUUUCUGAGAACAUGUGUGGGACACAUUCUUGUUCUCUGCCUUCAUGGUCUCCUCUCAGAAGUGUAGGCGUUCAGAUGAGCUGAUUCUAAUGGUCCCUUCUGGCCUGAGAAUCUAUGACGCUCAGGCUGGGAACCUAAAAGUCAAGUGGGUUUCUUCCAGCAUUGGCCGUGUUGUGCACUGAAUUGUGGUCAUAGUUUUGUCACCGUCAAACACAGCUAUUGCAGAAGUUCUGUGCUUUUAUCACUCACUCAGUAAAACAAAAAUUCUAAAAACAAAUUGUAGCACUUGUGAAAAACAGAUUUCUUUGCCUGUUUUAUGAUUGUAUUGAUAACACUGUAACUUCUCCAUUUGGACAUGGUGAGAUCCUACUCCAGUUCAUUUUCCUCUUUCAUUGGUUGGAAACAUUCACCGUCGUAUAUAUUUGUAUGCAUUUUAAUGAGUGCAUAUGUGUGAUUAUUGAAUAAAUAAGAGUGCCUGGGAUUCUGAAA
Molecule: messenger RNA, 8180 nt
Organism: Gopherus evgoodei (Goodes thornscrub tortoise)
Lineage: Eukaryota; Metazoa; Chordata; Testudines; Testudinidae
Gene: NLRC5
Product: NLR family CARD domain containing 5
Exons: 48
Coding region: 434-6049 (1871 amino acids)
Biological process (GO): inflammatory response; positive regulation of MHC class II biosynthetic process; positive regulation of MHC class I biosynthetic process
Molecular function (GO): protein binding
Source: RefSeq, a predicted model, not a curated record